UCCAUUCCUUUCUUGUAACAUUGUUUCACACUUCAAAGAGUCAACAAAAAAACCUGUCAAAUUUCAUUAUACAACCUCCAUUAAGUUUCACCUACCUCUUUGCUUAUAUAAACUCCAUUUUCCCACCCAAAUAUACCAAAUAAUUAGCACGACUAUCUCAUUACUUCUACCUGCAGUUUCGUCUUCUCAAAACAACACCUCUUUUUUCUUGGAAUAUAAUCGAAUCUUCUUCUUGGGUUUGGUUAUUUUUAAUGGCUUCUUUGGUGUUUCAACAAGCAAUAUGCAAAUUGCAAUCUGCUGGUCCAAGCUGUAGUUUAAGCUGCCACUAUGAUUCUGGUAGCGUGUUGGUUAAGCCGUUUCCAACGGCAAACAACGUUCACUUUGGAUUUUCGUCAACCAAUAGCUUAAGUACAAUGCAGAAACGUUCAGGCGUAAUUCAAGCCUCAACAUCUCAAAUGUCAGUUGUGGAUACAGUUUUUUCACCAUCUGAUAACAUUGCCGGUGACAAACCUAAGAAAAAUGAGGCGGCGCUAAUCUUGAUUAGACAUGGUGAAUCAAUGUGGAACGAGAAAAACCUUUUUACUGGUUGUGUUGAUGUGCCACUGACGAAGAAGGGUGUCGAGGAGGCUAUUGAGGCUGGCAAGAGGAUCAGCAAUAUACCUGUUGACAAGAUAUAUACAUCUUCCCUGAUUCGUGCUCAGAUGACAGCCAUGCUUGCCAUGACGCAGCAUCGCCGUAGGAAGGUGCCCAUAAUCACGCAUAAUGAGAGUGAACAACUCAAGUUGUGGAGUGAAGUUUAUAGUGAGGAGACUAAAAAGCAGUCAAUACCAGUUGUAACAGCAUGGCAAUUGAAUGAAAGAAUGUAUGGGGAACUUCAAGGACUCGAUAAGCAAGAAACCGCGAAUAGAUAUGGACAAGAGAAAGUUCAUGAGUGGCGUCGUAGUUAUGAUAUACCUCCGCCAAACGGAGAGAGUUUGGAAAUGUGUGCAGAAAGAGCAGUCGCUUAUUUUAAAGAAAAUAUUGAACCCCAAAUACAAUCGGGGAAAAACAUACUGAUUGCUGCCCACGGGAAUUCACUUAGAUCUAUUAUCAUGUACCUUGAUGCACUAACAUCUCAAGAGGUCAUCAGCUUGGAACUAUCAACCGGAAUACCAUUGCUAUACAUUUUUAAAGAAGGAAAGUUCUUGCGAAGGGGAAGCCCGGUUGGACCUACUGAGGCAGGUGUCUAUGCCUACUCAAGGAGAUUGGCGGCUUACAGGCAGAAGUUGGAUGACAUGCUUCAAUAGAAGGUUUAGAUCUAUUCGUUGUGUAAUCAAUUUUCACACAACUGGCUGGACUUGAAGACACAAUGGAAAAAUGCAAUAGAACAUUAUGACAAGAACCUUGAUUCAAUGAUUUUGUGGCUUGUUUUUUGCUACAUUUUUAGUUUUUAAGGCUUCACUUUCAAAUACAUAUGCAAAUGUAAUAGACAAACAUAAUUUUUUAGUACUUUGGUUGUUAUAUGCAAAUGUAGGUGAGAUUCCCUGUCCCUUGCCUAAGAAAGGCGAUUUUUGCUCCAA
This is a messenger RNA of Amaranthus tricolor (Joseph's coat), 1559 nucleotides long. RefSeq names its product 2,3-bisphosphoglycerate-dependent phosphoglycerate mutase 1. Bases 252 to 1286 code for a protein of 344 amino acids. Lineage: Eukaryota; Viridiplantae; Streptophyta; Magnoliopsida; Caryophyllales; Amaranthaceae. Gene Ontology annotation, biological process: glycolytic process. The record is from RefSeq and is a predicted model, not a curated record. The transcript has 9 exons. Gene Ontology annotation, molecular function: intramolecular phosphotransferase activity.